This is a messenger RNA of Anarrhichthys ocellatus (wolf-eel), 2398 nucleotides long. It is a transcript of the gene eps8l1a, whose product is annotated as EPS8 signaling adaptor L1a. Gene Ontology annotation, biological process: positive regulation of ruffle assembly; regulation of Rho protein signal transduction; Rho protein signal transduction. Gene Ontology annotation, molecular function: actin binding. Gene Ontology annotation, cellular component: vesicle; plasma membrane; ruffle membrane. Lineage: Eukaryota; Metazoa; Chordata; Actinopteri; Perciformes; Anarhichadidae. The record is from RefSeq and is a predicted model, not a curated record. The coding region runs from base 62 to 1657 and encodes 531 amino acids. The transcript is spliced from 14 exons.
CAACUCAGCACGAGGAUUGGUCUCUGUGCCCUGGAUUUAAACACUCAAACCGCACUAAAAGAUGUCUGCAGUACCGCCUCCGGUGGCCCCUAGAAAGCAUUCAGGGGUCCGAGUCAUGUUUAUUCCAGGGAAGCAGCUUCCUCCUGGUGGCCUGCCCAUUGACACAAAUUUUGACAAAGAGAAUGUUGCCAUUGGAGAGUCAAAUUCUACAUCUAUACUGAAUGCAGAGAGAGAAUUGGAGUUUAUGAACCACUGCUUUGACGACGUGGAGCGUUUCAUGGCACGCUUGCAGCAGACGGCUGAGGCCCAGAGUGUUCUCAAACAAAGGAGAAAAAAGGGAAGCAGAAAGAGCAAGAAGAACAAGGACCAAGAUGAUGAUUUGUUGACCCUGAAAGCUUGCCCUCCAUCAGAGGAAGAAUUUGUGGACCUCUUUCAGAAAAUCAAGUACUCCCUCAAUCUGCUGGACCGUCUCCAGUCAUCCAUUGCACAGCCGAAUGCACCAGAGCUGCUGCAUCACAUCUUUGCACCUCUUGGACUGAUGGUGAAAACCAUGGGGGGGCCAGCGUUAGGAGCAUCGGUGGUCAGUCCUGCUAUGACCAGUGGUGCUGUUUCACUGCUCCACGACCAUCUGAUUGAAGAGGAAAAGGAGCUGUGGACUUCAUUAGGGCCCAACUGGACUUCACCCUGUUUGCAACUUAAUGUGUCUGUACCUCCAUACUCACCUGUCUUCCUGGAUGGGUGGAAGCCUCAGGCCUAUAACUCAACAGGCCAGCUUUUCGAAGAUCCCAUCGAGUCACAGCACAAACAAGAUGCUUUCAGGGAAAGUAGGGAGGCACGAAUUCCACAGGACCAAGUUCAACAGACAGUGGAGCAUCCUGGUGAAGGCAAUGAUGAAAUAGAAGGAAGUGGGCUGCCACCAGAGGGUGAAAGACUUUACUGCUGCAGUUAUGACUUUGUGGCUAGAAACAGCAGUGAACUCUCUGUGCUACAAGGAGAAACCCUAGAGGUCAUUGAUUCAUCAACGAGAUGGUGGAAGUGUCGAAAUCGCUUUGACCAGAUAGGAUUUGUCUCCUCUAAUAUCCUGGAGCCUCUGUCUGCUCUGAAUAACACUGGGAGAAACAGCCCAGUGGUACGCAGAGAGUCAAAGAAGGUGCCCAUGUCCCCUCCGACGAAGUACUUCUCAUAUGCUCCAUCAAGCCCAGUUGGGACCAGUCCGACAGCCACAAGCCCAAUGCGACCACAGAGCAUGGUUUUACCAUCAAUACAGAGAGAAGGCAAUGACCGAGUGAAGGAUGAGCUUCUUCAGCGGUUAUCUGGGAAAAGCAACUCAGUCCGUCCGCUUGUGGUCCCCCGCACAGCCAACACUACUCCCCUGAACUACCACUCACCGUCUGCCGAAGUGGAGGCCUGGCUAACCACCAAGGGCUUCAGUCAACAGACAGUUCAGAGACUGGGCAUUUUAAGUGGAGCACAGCUUUUUUCCCUGAAAAAGGAGGAGCUACGCACGGCAUCACCAGAGGAAGGUGCAAGAGUCUACAGCCAAUUAAUGGUGCAGAAGGCCCUUCUCGAGGAUGUGCGCAAAGCUACCGAACUAGAGAUAGCGAUGGAGAAGCAAAAGCUGAAGAUUGGCCUGAAAUCAGAGAAUGAUUUAGUGUGACGGAGCUCUCGAACAUUCACUAAUACAAAUCAAUGGAGAUAACUGUCAUGUUGCAUAUACAGCUGGAUGCACAGAGUGAUCUUGCAGAUGCAUUUCCAUAUUUAAUCAUACAUACUGUUAUAUCUAUGUGCUACAGAUUCUUCAACAUAAGCAAGCUGCUAGAAGUAACGCUCCCUCACUAAUACUACUAUUUUGGAUUUCUACAUCUCGCCAGAGGUUUACUAUUCGUACCAUUCGGUAACAUUAUACUUUUUACAAUUUCAUUGUUUCUAUCAUCCUUUGUUUAGGCAAUUCAAUAAACCGUAUAACAUUCUGAUGAUUAGAUUUCUAUUUUAACAACAAUGGACAAACUACUUUUUUGAGCUACAAGAAAAGUGAAUUUGGUGAAAGAUGUUUGACUCAGUAGAGACAGAUGUUUGAUUGUUUCUGUGUUUUUAUUGCUUGCUAUCUAUCUGAGUUAAGACAGUCUUCCUUGUUGCAGACAGAUGUGGUUUUAGACCAAAUACACAUUCAACUGAUACAUGAAGAAUACACAAAUUCAGUUUGACUCUUCUGUUUUUCAUUGUGACUUCAGCUGUGGAGAAUAUCAUGACAUAAUGUACAAUGCUGACAAUUUAUUGGCUUGAAUAAAAUUUCAAUUGUGUGGAUUUUUGUACCAUAUCAAUGGGUUUACUGCUACCCUUCUUUCCAUAUUCUGUUAUAUGAUCAAAACAUAGUUUAAAAUAUAUACAUAUAUUUGAA